Molecule: messenger RNA, 1162 nt
Organism: Mya arenaria
Lineage: Eukaryota; Metazoa; Mollusca; Bivalvia; Myida; Myidae
Exons: 8
Coding region: 18-812 (264 amino acids)
Source: RefSeq, a predicted model, not a curated record
UAAACCCUGCAUCCGUGAUGACACAAUCCCUUCGAGGAGUAUCAACUAUAAGAGCACUUGAGUCGAUGACGGGUACCGGGGCCGGAUACGUGAUGUCUGCCGUGUUUUUCGGCGUCGGCGGGUCACUUUUCCUUGCCACCAUCGUCCUGUGGGGAUAUCUAUGCCGGCGGUACGGUCGCUGUGCCGCUCAAACAAAACCCACCGUGAAUCAAUUAAACAGUGCAAGGACAAUAACAAUGGAGGUCGAGCAAUCCGGACAGUACAUAGUGACAGAGAUGUGUCCCGCGGCCUGUUACUUGAUGUCCGCCGUGUUUUUCGGCGUCGGCGGGGCGCUGUUCCUGGCCACUGUUGUCCUGUGGGGAUACCUAUACCGGCGGUACGGCCACUGUGCCGCCCGAACAACACCCACCGAAUACGGAAGAAGCGCAGAAUUAAACAUAUGCCAGGGCGCCGAACGUCAUCGCAGUGAGAUGUUCGAGCCGGUGGACACUUCCGCUCAACCACUCACGGUCUCAACAACACAAUACCUCACGCCACCUCGACCCGAUGUCACUUCAGCCGAUGACGUCAUACAUGGUCACGUGAACGCCGCCAUGGAAAAAGACGCAAGCGUACUCCAGGAGACUUUCGACGGCUCCAGGAUGCCGAAAUACAGGGCGCCAGACGUUCCGACAGUCGCCCGUGACGUGACGAUUGGGGACAGCGCGGAAAUCGCAAGUGUGAAACGUACGCCUUUAUACGUAGUCCAAACAGUCUGUGAAAUCGACAAGAACAGACCUCCAACACUACCAGUACGGAAGCCACCACAGUGAAACCGGAUACCGAGAUAGACAUAAAAGCAAGUGGAAAAUUCUACAAAAUGUGUACUCAAAUUAAAAAGGCUCAGUAAUAAAUCAAACUGACACCAUUUAACUUUACUUAACGGGAGUUUGAAGAGAAAUCAAGAGAAAGCCUGGAUGUUUUAAUGCUUUAAUGGAAAUGUUCCUUCACAAAGCAUGAUUCUCAUGUUCAACCAUACAUUUAGACACAACAUUCAAAGGCAUUGGCAUUUCUGAAGAAAAAAGACAUAAUUAUGACUAAGAAGCUUAUUCCUCCAAACUUGUGUUAACAUGUGGAAAUAUUCUCUAGGGAUCAUAUUCAGUAUAUAAAUGUUAUUCAGAAA